ACUUACGAUUUUUUAGAAACAAAGUCGAAAAGUACGCUUUCAAGUUCCAACCUCGCGGAAAUCCCAUUAAAGUGCCUUUCCAGCUGCUGUUCAAACAUCCGCUGACACGAUACAAUCGGAAUUAGCUGGAUACACAAUAUGCAUUUUUCUACAAAUCUAUCUUCUGCAGUGUAACAGAGGGCAAUUCCGUGAAUCUCUUUCUCACAGCUUCUCAAUUAUGUGGAGAGAUUCUGGCAGCUGGUCAUCAAAACGUUUUUCAUACCUCCUGUUGGAUGAGGGGGAGUUCUAUGUCCAAGAUUGGAUAGCAACAUGUGGGAAGGGUUCACUGGACAGUUCUCAAGAUAUUAAACCAUCAAGCGGGCAACUACAGAAAAUGAAAGGACGCUUGCAGUUAUGCUCUAAAUCAAUUUUUUUUGAACCUGAUAGUUUGUCUCUUCCAAUCAUCAGGUUUCCUAUGAACAAAGUAAAGAGUGUUGAAGCUUUAAAAGGAAAAUCACUCUUUCCUAAAUACAGCCAUGACAAAUUUGAGGGGAGGCAAGAAGGUUUUGUCCUAGAGGCAUCCUUAAAUGUCACAAUGAAGGAGAAUGGACUUGAUGCUCCCUAUAACUUUGAGAAGCAAGAUACUACAUGGUGGUUUUCCUUGGAAUUUUCACCAGUCCAGCAGUUUCUUAAGCAGGCUCAAUCCUUUAUCUCGAUAAAUCUUCUUCCAAACAUGGAACGAGACAUGAUCUUGUAUAACACAAGAGCUCAGAAAGAAGCUCGAGCUCAAUUUGACACCACCAACUUGGUGGAUCUAAGUGAGAAGAUCUUCCUUGAUGUGCCUUCAGCACAGGUCACUCCUCUUGUGCGGGAGGCAGGACGUCUGAUAAUUACUCAAACACGUUUAUACUUUCAGCCAAUGUUCAAUCUGAAUGAUGACAAUCCAGUACGCUCAGAACCUUUAAGUGCAAUUAUUGCAGUGGCAAGGAGACGACAUGCAUUAAGACAGGUUGGGCUGGAAAUAUUUUUCAAGGAAGAGGAUAAUACUUUUAAAAAUGUGACCGGAUCUGGGCUAGCUUAUGGAGCAAGCGCUUUCUUUACCUUUCAAAGUGUAGAAGUGCGCAAUAAUGCUGCUGCCAACCUGCUUGAUAAGAUUCAAGGACAAGCUCAUUUGGCAGUCAUAAUGGGAUCCUUGCUUGAAGCUGAAUCCCGUAUUGUGCAAUCAGUAGCCAAAGCAUGGCAGGAGCAUCAACUUUCAAACUAUGAUUACCUGAUGUACUUGAAUCUUGCAGCAGGGCGGAGCUUUUGUGACCUGACUCAGUGGCCUGUGAUGCCUUGGAUUCUAAGAAACUACAGAAGCAGGGUGCUUGAUUUGACUGAUCCUGAAUAUUUUCGUGAUCUCUCAAAGCCAAUUGGAGCUCUUAAUCCUGAACGGCUCGCUAUAUUUAAGGAUCGAUAUAUGCAGAUUAUUGAGGGUGGUGGCUCUGAUCCACCUUUCCUGUAUGGUACUCAUUAUUCCACACCUGGGUAUGUCCUGUAUUGGCUUGUUCGUGCAGCACCUGCUCACAUGCUCCGUUUGCAGAAUGGUCGUUUUGAUGCACCAGAUCGGCUUUUUGUUAGCAUGGAAGAAUCCUGGGAGAAUGUACUGAGUAAUGCUGCUGAUCUAAAGGAACUUAUUCCAGAAUUUUUCUGUUUUCCUUCUAAUUUUCUUCAGAUAAGGGAUAACCUGAAACUUGGAAUACGUCAAAGAGGAGAUCUUGUUGGGGAUGUUAUACUUCCACCAUGGGCAAAUGAUGCUGAUGACUUCAUCAUUAAACAUCGGCAAGCUUUGGAAUGCAAGCAUGUUUCUCAACAUUUGCAUGAAUGGAUAGACUUGAUUUUUGGGUUCAAGCAGCGUGGAAUGGCUGCUUUAGCGGCAGAUAAUUUAUUUCACCACUUAUCCUAUGAGGGCACAGUGGAUUUGGAAAAGAUAGAUGAUCCCGUUGAACGUGCUGGGCUUGAAGUUCAGAUUCAUGAAUUUGGGCAAGUGCCACAACAGCUUUUUCUGGAACCUCAUCCCACACGAUUUAAAUCCGAGACGGAAGUUGGAGAUACUUCAUUGUUACCAAUGCAAAUUGAUUUGAGAGCACUGAUAUAUAAAUUAAUGAGAAUAGUUUCAUCCAUUGAAACUGAAAGUGCUUUAAAUGAGACAAGAGGGGCAACAAGCCUGCUUGCUGAACCCAAAAAUAUAUUAGGUACAAAGGAUGUCUCGUCUACAUACCCUUUUGUUUAUAACCAGGAGAAGAGUUUCAGAAUCAAGAGUCUUCAAGAGCCUGUUGAUGAAAAUAUUGAUAUCAACUUGAAUGCACAAAACGGAGUCACCACUGCUAUCAAUGAUGGCUGUGGUCCUGUGUUGGUAAGAAAUUCAUCUCUGCAUAAUUGCAAUCAAACACAAAUUCAGGGUGUAGAUAGUGGGAAGAUGGAGAAUCAGAAAAGUAUAAGGCCUGAUGAAACUACGUUUAUAAGCUCCACCAGGGGAAACAGUGCAAGAGGGCAUAUUGAUACCAGACUAAACAACACAAAUGAGUCAAAGGACACUGGACAAUGUGAUUGUUCUUGGUAUUCUAUGUUAAGAAAGAAUUUUUCAGAGCCACAAUCUUUAAAGAUGCAUAGAGGAGCUGUUUGUGCGAUUGCCCUUUCAGAGGAGAAUGCAUCAGAAUGCCUUAGUUUGUUUUCUGUUGGGAGAGAUGGCUUUGUCAAGGUUUACUCCAUUUCAGAUGGUCUCCAACUCCGUUCUACAAAAUUGGGAAGUUUACCACUGUCUUCUCUAGCUUUGGCUAAAAGCACGGAUGCGUAUCCUGUUGUCCUUGCAGGAUCUUUUGACAAUUGUGUUUAUGCUUACUCAGUGGACUAUGGCCGUGCACUUGGAAAGGUCAGAGUGCAUGAUGAUACCGUUUCAUGCCUGCAAAUAAUUGAUUCUUCUAGUCAGAAAAUGGUCACAGCAUCCUGGGAUGCAACGAUUAAAAUAUGGAACAUUGAUGAAGGCAGAGGUAGUUGGGCAACAACUUUUGGUUCAUCUAAGAAGACACAAAGUGCCAGUAUGGAGUUUGUUGAACAUGAAGGAGCUGUACUUUGCUUGGAUGUGGGGUAUGAGAAUAGCAUUCUUGUAUCAGGAUCUGAGGAUGGAUCAAUAAUAGCCUGGGACACAAGAACUCCUACGUCCAUUUGGCAUCAAGGCUAUGGAAAUAAAGGUUCUCCAGCUGGAUUGAAGCUGACACCUGAUUCACAAGAGGUGCUGGUAGCAUUUGGAGAUGGCAGCUUUCAUAUAUUAGAUGUGCGAAAAGGUGGAACUUUACUCGCAAGCCACCAUUGUGAAACACCUCUCAGGUGUUGCGAAUCAGCUGGUCAAUUAAUUUUAGCUGGAAGUGCAACUGGAGCUUUGCAUGUCUGGCCAUUGGACAUAGAUCUAGUGAAUGGACUUGCUACUGGAAAGGAUCUUAAAUGUGCUCCUGUUGAUGACCAUAAUGAUGCAAUCAACUGCAUCUCAGUUUCCCACAAACCUUCAGAUUUGUUGAUGCAUGUUGCAACGGCAUCUGAGGAUGGCAUUGUACAAGUAUAUACUGUUUCCACUUGCAGUUAACCGCAUCUUUCCGUUAAGAAAUUAAGUUUCUUGUUUAACAUGUGGAUAUGUUUCUGCAAGCUUCAUUCAACUCCUUGUGCUUAUCAGCCAGCAUAUUGCUGCUUGAGCCUUUCUCUUCUUUCCAUGCAACAGUCCAAAUAACUUUACUCUAUGAAAUGUUAUUUGGACUGUUUCUGAUUUGUACAAAAUUAUUCUUAGUAGGGUGAAUUUCAUAUUUGUUAAAUUAUUAAACUGUAUAUUAGAUUUAUCAUGUGUAUAUUUGUAUUUUUCACCUUUGAUCUUCAAGUCUAGUCGCAUACAUGUAGCAGAUUAUAAAAAAAAAAUACCGAAAACAAAAUAUUUUCCCAGAAUACAGAAUUUGUAUAUACUAUGUGUUGUUUGUA
Molecule: messenger RNA, 3981 nt
Organism: Cryptomeria japonica (Japanese cedar)
Lineage: Eukaryota; Viridiplantae; Streptophyta; Pinopsida; Cupressales; Cupressaceae
Exons: 22
Coding region: 218-3598 (1126 amino acids)
Molecular function (GO): protein binding
Source: RefSeq, a predicted model, not a curated record